Messenger RNA from Cyphomyrmex costatus, 1096 nucleotides. RefSeq names its product methylenetetrahydrofolate reductase. Gene Ontology annotation, molecular function: methylenetetrahydrofolate reductase [NAD(P)H] activity; FAD binding. NCBI's taxonomy places the organism in Eukaryota, Metazoa, Arthropoda, Insecta, Hymenoptera, Formicidae. Bases 88 to 1083 code for a protein of 331 amino acids. Gene Ontology annotation, cellular component: cytosol. Gene Ontology annotation, biological process: tetrahydrofolate interconversion. The record is from RefSeq and is a predicted model, not a curated record. The transcript has 5 exons.
UAGCGCUCUUUUCUGCUGAAUGCGCCCACUGACAUUACAUAAUUCGAUACUCAUUAGUAUUGUCCAUGGAAUGAGAUUUGAUUUAUAAUGAGAAACUUAAUUUUCGAAAAGGACAUAUGCGAGAAGAAUGACGCUGAUGGAAACAACAAUCCUUCCACAUCAUAUUUUUAUACUGAGAAUUCUCACAAGACGGUCGUGGAUCUGCGGCAAUUGUUAAAAGAUAAAAUUAACAAAAACGAGAUAUUUUGUAGCUUCGAAAUUGUUUCUACGAAGAAACCCAGUACGUUUUAUCGAAGGCUUCUCUUAGAUAUGGAAGAGUAUUCGCCUCUCUUUUACGCAUUAACGUGGCAUAACGAAGCAGCUUCCGAUAAUGAUAGUUAUCUGCCAUUGGAUCUGGUGGAGAAUUUUCCACUCAAUACUCUUUUACAUCUAGCAGCUAAGGGUUUAAAACGAGACGAAGUCGUUUAUAUCUUAAAAAAAGCUCUUACUUUUGGAAUAAUUAAUAUAUUUGCAUUACGAGGAGAUUCAUUAUCUGAGAAUGGUGACUUCGAACAUGCAGCGGAUCUGGUAGCUUUUAUCAGACAGCGGUUUGGCGAUACGUUCUGUGUGUGCGUUGCGGGUUAUCCGCAAAUGCAUCCCGAAUCUGCCUCCAAGGAAUUCGACUUGCAUUACCUGAAAGCGAAAGUGGAGGCAGGUGCGGAUUUUAUCAUAACUCAAAUAUGUUUCGAAUCUCGAGUCCUAAUAGACUUCGUGAAGGAUUGUCGAGAGAUCGGGAUCCAAAUCCCGAUUCUACCCGGCAUUCUCGCGCCGACAAAUCACGGGUGUCUAGAAAAAAUGAUAGAUAUAUGCAGGCUCGACGUGCCGAUCGACAUUAAAGACGAUUUGGCACGAAUGAAGGACGACGAUCAAGCGGCAAGGAAAUAUUCAGUCGAUCUGAUAACGCGGAUAAUUACGGACGUAAUCAGAAGUGGAGCCACGUGUGGUUUUCAUCUAUUCACACUAAAUAGAUUAUCGCUGAUAGCGGAAAUAUGUAAACACAUAGAAUCCGUCAAAGCUGAAAACCUAGCAGAAAAAAUAUUUUGAAUUCUAGGAUCGA